GGCAGGACUGAAAGGAGUGGCUGCUUUGACGAAAGGAAAACUGCACACAGGCGUUUUCUGGGUAACGUUUACCAGAGAAUACAGUGUGCAUUUGCCUUCAGUCCCUAGUCGGCCUUUAUCUCAACGACUUGUUGCACGUUUCUCCUAGCAAGAUGGCCACCAGCGACCAGGGAAGCGCGAAGGACACCCUGGAAUAUCAGAUUGAAUUGAUUCAGAUGUGCAGGGACACCUUUGAGACAUAUCUCGACCCAUCGACAAUCCUGGAUAACAUGAAUAUACACCCUAAAAUCAAGGAAAGGAUUCAGGCUUACCAGCGUCUGGAGCGACAAGAAGCGGUCAAACAGCUGUUAGAUGCUGUUCUGGCUGACCCAGAAGCCCACGUCUCCAUGUUUAUAUAUGCCCUCAAGGAAGCAGGGUUUGAACACUUCACGGACAUCCUCGAGGACAGCAAAGGCCCGCAAGACAGAAACAGAACGUCUGCCAAAUAUGAACUGUUGAUUCUCUGGCUCCAGGGCGAUUUGAAGGACAAGAUCAUUCCAACAGAGAUCAUUGAUUACCUGAAGCCAAUACUCAGUGACAGAGACUACGAGCUGAUACGCAACACGGAGAGGGAACGAAGUAUCCAGGAAGCCUGCCAGGACUUGUUCCUAGCUAUCCAGAGGAAGACUCCACGCUGGGCCUCCUACUUCCUGGACGCUCUGUACAACGCGUAUGGCGGUCAGUUGCUGAGGAAAAUACACCCUGACUUGGCUCAUGAUGUAGGCGUUGAUGAUGACGAUGACGAUGAAGAUGAUGAGGGUGAUGAUGAUGAAGAUGAAAGUGACUUCGAUUCCCAGUCUGACACCGAUAGUGUAUCCUACCCGGAUCCAGACACUCUGGAAGAAAAUAGCCAGCCAGAGCGUGAGGUCGACCCCCAGGACGGGAAGGGGGGAGUGGCCAGAUAUAGCCGGGACCAACUGUUAUCUCUCCGCCCACGGUCUGCAGGCCCCAUCGUCGGGGCGGACAUCCCACGGGAAUGUUCCCUCGACGCCGACAACUCCACCCCGGCGACAUCACGUCAUCACAGAGAUUUGAUUUCAACAACCAUCCCGGAACUGGCAGAAACUGGUUUGGGGGAGCAAACACUGAGGAAAGGGAUACUGCCAAGUUCAUCGCAUAGACCAAGCAGUGACACAUCUGAGGAAUCAGGAAGCGAUGAUGAAGGCCAAGGGGAGGAUGUUAUUUACUCCCGGGGGGUGCGGAUGCGGGAGUACCAGCUGGAGCUUGCUGCCAGUGCCGUCGCAGGUCUUAACAGCAUCAUCUUCGCUCCCACCGGCUCGGGGAAGACUUUGGUCGCCAUGUACAUCGCAAAAUGCAUCCUUGAGAGAGAGGGAGGGAAAGUUAUAUUCCUGGAACCAACUGUCGCGCUUGUUAAUCAGAUUCACGUGGAGGUCAGACGUUACCUAGGUGACGCUUACAAGGUGUUGAAGCUGAGAGGCAGCGACGAAGACAGCGUCAAUCUCCAUUUCCUCCUGCCGUUUAACGACGUCGUAGUGAUGACACCGAUGAUCCUGGAGAACCACUUGAAGCAGGAGAAGAUCAAGGGUCUGUCUGGCCUGUGUCGUCUGCUUGUCCUGGACGAGUGUCAUCACACCCGCAAGGGGGAGGCUUACAACAAGCUGAUGAUCAGACACCUCCGUGAGAAGGAGGACGGAGCAAAACACCUGCCUCAGAUUGUAGGUUUGACCGCUGCCCUUGGGGUGGAGAAGGCCUCAACAGAGGAUGAGGCCCUCGACAACAUCAUCAGACUCUGCGCCAACCUGGACCCUCACCCACCCAUAAUCUCCACCGUGCAGCGGAACAGGGAGGAACUAGUCAGACUCGUCCCGGUGGCAGAAGAGGAGACCAUACAUCUGGGGGAAAACAAGGACAGUCCGGCUAAGAAGGUCAUCGAAGAGGCCAUGGCUAAGAUCCAGGGCACGCUGCCAAUAGUCCAUGAAAUGCACAACAAGACCAUUGGGAAAUAUCUGCGGGAGGCGCCAUUAGAUUUUGGUAGCCAGUCAUACAACCAAUGGACGGUCGAUCUCAAGGCCGCCACCACCAAGGUCAAUACACAGGGCGAUGCCGAGCAGACCGAGAUGAUACGUAACCUGUCGAGCAUUGCCGACCACCUGUAUAAAUACAACGUAGCCUUGACCUUGAAUGACCUUGUUCGGGUCAAGGACGUCAUUGACUAUAUCAGCAAUGAACUGCUGUCCAUAUAUGGAGUAAACCUGCUGACAGCCCAUGAACAGCAACUCCAGAACGAGGCCAGCAGGGUAAAGAAAGAGCUGAUGCGAUGUGAACUGAUGAGGACGCGAGACAAGGAAAAUGAAAACCCAAGACUGAACCAGCUGGUUGAUAUUCUGCUCGGCCUUAUGGAAGACGCCUCGGACUUCAGGGCCAUAAUAUUUGCCCGUACUCGAGCCACGUGCGGAGCCCUGGCAGACUGGCUGAACAAUGACGUCCAUGUCCCAGACGUUCUGAAGAACCUGAACGCUAGUUUCUUCACCGGAGCAAAUGCAGGGGAACAGAUCGGUGGGAUGACGCAGUCUCAGCAGGACAACGUACUGUCCAAGUUCAAGUCAGGCAGUAUCAAGUUGAUUGUGGCCACUUCUGUUGGCAACGAAGGCAUCGACAUCCCAGAAUGCAACGUGAUCGUUGCCUACAACCACACCGGCAACGAGAUAACAACGGUCCAGGUUCGAGGUCGAAGCAGGAAGGUAGGUGGAAAGACCGUAAAUCUUGCAGACGACAAAGUUCGAGAAAGAAAUUAUCGCAACCACGUGAAAGAGUAUUUGAUGAAACAGGCCGUUGACACCAUCACUCAAAUACCCUAUGACCGAGUUUCAAAGCUAAUUAGGCUGUUCCAACAGGAAGCCCUAGCAGCAGCUGAAAUCUCGGAGCGAGAAAGACAGGCUGAGGCAAGGCAGACGACACAUGUGCAAUACCGUAUCAUUUGUGAACACUGCCGCGCAGAACUAACAACCGGUGACAUGAUGAGAGUGAUCAAUGGAAGCCAGUAUGUAGUCGUCGACAAAGAUUUCACAUCAAAAAUACGCAGUCAUGGACCGAGUCGGAACAGGAACCCACUCAAAUUUGAUGACGUGGUUAUGGACGGCGGGAUCUCGUGCGAGGGCUGCCAGAAAACACUGGGAAGUCGAAUCCGUGUCAGUGGAGUGGUGUACUACACCCUGGGAAUAAAGCAUGUACUCUUUCUCAUCAAUGGAACGGAGGAACCUCAGAAGUUCAAACAGUGGACGAAAUGCCCCUUUAGGCCGAGGACGAUGUCUCAAGACGAUACCCUCGAGUACAACAGAUGCUGAGGAAGCAUGGCCCAUGUACUCCCCAGUGAGGGAUUUGAUGAAAUGUGGAUUUUAUCAUAAACUUCAGUGUGAAAGACUGAGUUUUCUGAAGUUGAGAAAAGAGAUAUUUUCAUUGCAGUGAACAUAACACAUUAACUGAACUAUUGUCAUACAAGAGUUACCUCCCCUUAAAUUGUCUCCCUUU
Haliotis rufescens (red abalone) is the source of this 3528-nucleotide messenger RNA. Its product is annotated as probable ATP-dependent RNA helicase DHX58. The transcript has 19 exons. Gene Ontology annotation, cellular component: cytoplasm. Bases 153 to 3344 code for a protein of 1063 amino acids. Lineage: Eukaryota; Metazoa; Mollusca; Gastropoda; Lepetellida; Haliotidae. The record is from RefSeq and is a predicted model, not a curated record. Gene Ontology annotation, molecular function: ATP binding; ATP hydrolysis activity; nucleic acid binding.